AUGCAGAAAUCAGAUGAAGCAUCAAAGCGAACAGCAAGGUCAAGGACGCCGACUGCGUGUUUACAGUGUCAGAAAAGAAAGCAAAAAUGCAGUAGGGAACAACCGUGUAGGCAUUGUUCGAGGAGAUAUCCACCAGUGGAUUGUAUCUAUACCUUUGAAGGAAAGCAUAGGAUGGUGUCACUUACGUCUCCGGAUAGGCUUUCUGUACCCGACGACAUCCCUGCAUCUGUCUAUACAGAUCAAAAAGCCUCAGCGGGUCGACUUUCUUCCAUUCCUUCCUCUCAAAACUACUCGAGCACAGUAUCGAACGAAGCACAUCAUCAAGCAUCUGAACAGAAUUCACAAGAAGAGAAUAUGAAUUAUAUGCCCACGUUUGAUAUCACAAACUCGGAUCUAUUCAGGUCUAACCCUCCUUACCAGGGAGUCUUGAGCAGUGCAAUACCUGCCUCUGUGUCUGGAUCACACGGCGAGCAAGAAAUGGACCCAAAUGAAUUGGAUUUCCGACCUGUACCACAAGUUCCGACAAAUACGCCAGACCAAAUCCCAUUCUACGAUUAUAUGAAUGGUCCACAUAUAGAGACAGGAAGCUGGAACCAGUCUUUCAAUUUGAAUCCAAAUUCAGGAAUGGUCGAUUUACAGAAUUUUGAUCAAUCAUAUUUCGUUUCAGAUCCAAUGCAAACCUCAAGUUCUCAGUCAACUGACGUUAAUGGAUCUCUUGCUUUUCAUCAAAGUUUUGGGCAUAAUGAGAUGUCUAACUUGGACAAUCCGCCGAAUAUCUCCUUCUCGCCAGGAACACCAGACCGUCAGAGUCUAGAGUAUGGAACAACGGAUGGGUAUUCGGGAUCUUACUACUAG
Botrytis deweyae is the source of this 855-nucleotide messenger RNA. RefSeq lists its product as uncharacterized. Gene Ontology annotation, molecular function: DNA-binding transcription factor activity, RNA polymerase II-specific; zinc ion binding. The coding region runs from base 1 to 855 and encodes 284 amino acids. NCBI's taxonomy places the organism in Eukaryota, Fungi, Ascomycota, Leotiomycetes, Helotiales, Sclerotiniaceae. The transcript is spliced from 2 exons. Gene Ontology annotation, biological process: regulation of DNA-templated transcription. The record is from RefSeq and is a predicted model, not a curated record.